GAUCUUUCUCAACCCGACUGAUGUAAUAAUAGCGAUACAUUGAUUUUACUCCCGAGAAGCACUAUGAAAUCUGGGGCUAUAACACCAGCUACAGAACUGCCUCUUUUACUGCCUUAAAACACUCACCCAAUUCUCUUCCUGCCAUCAAGCUACUAUUGUUGGAUACCUGCAAUCCUUCCCUUGAUACAAGCUGAACGUCUGCAUCCCAUACCACGAUCUGCCCACACACUGAGGCUUUCAGCUAUAGCGGUAGCCCAACUUAGGAGUCGCACUGUGGUCAAACAUACACCGUUGCCUUUACACUGACGGUUCCUAUCUAGACUUCAGCUCAGUCUAGGUUUGUGUCAGACGGGCCAAAGAAUUUACGUGCUCCUGCGUCACAGACCAUUGACGGUAUUUUUCACAUAUGAUUACUCUUUGUGAGAAGCGGACUGUUGGCAAAACAUGGUCAUAGUAUCACUCGAGAGAGACAGCAAUGGCAACACCAGGUUCCGUGGGUGUACCAGCAUCCGCGAUUUUGAAUUCUUGGGCAAACUUGGUGAAGGCACUUUUGGGGAGGUCUACAAAGCAAGAUCAAAGAAGGACAAUACCGUUGUUGCUCUCAAAAAGAUACUCAUGCACAAUGAGAGAGACGGGUUCCCCAUAACCGCUCUUCGUGAGGUCAAACUUCUAAAGAUGUUAUCUCACACUAAUAUUCUACAUCUUAGAGAAAUGGCAGUAGAACGGAGUAAAGGGGAAGGACGUAAGAAACCAAGCAUGUACAUGGUAACGCCAUAUAUGGAACACGAUCUUUCGGGCCUUCUGGAGAACCCCGCCGUUCAUUUCACUGAGGCCCAAAUCAAAUGUUAUAUGCUUCAACUCCUUGAGGGGCUCAGGUAUCUACAUGAGAAUCGUAUUCUGCAUCGUGACAUGAAAGCUGCCAAUCUUCUUAUCAGCAACAGAGGGAUACUUCAAAUUGCUGAUUUCGGGUUGGCUCGACCGUACGAAGAACCCCCUCCUCGACCCGGAAAAGGCGGGGGCGAAGCAAGAAGGGAUUACACUACGCUCGUUGUAACUCGAUGGUAUCGUCCUCCCGAACUACUGCUUCAACUCCGGCGAUAUACUACGGCGAUCGAUAUGUGGGGUGUCGGAUGCGUAUUCGGUGAAAUGUUCAAGGGAAGACCAAUCCUUGCUGGCAAUAGCGAUCUCAACCAGGCGCAGCUGAUCUUCAAUCUUGUAGGUUCACCUACAGAAGAAAGCAUGCCGGGGUGGUCUUCAUUGCCAGGAUGUGAGGGUGUGAAGAAUUUCGGGAACAGACCUGGCAAUCUAGGCGAAAUAUUUAAAGAUCAAAGUCCCGCUGCCAUAUCUUUGCUCUCUGAGCUUUUGAAGCUCGAUUGGCGGAAACGAAUUAAUGCGAUGGACGCUUUAAAACAUCCUUACUUUUUUAGCCCCCCACUUCCUGCGCGGCCAGGUGAACUGCCUUCAUUCGAAGACUCCCAUGAGCUUGAUAGGAGACGGUUUCGUGGCCAAAGGGCACCCAUGCCACCGGCACCUGCAGGGGGCUCUAUAGGAACUGGCGGUCCGAAUGGAAGCUGGGCAGCCUGCUCUGGAAACAGAACGGGCAUCGAUGGUAGAAAUAGUCGCCUUCCAAACGCUGCCCGUGGGAAUUGGAACCACGGAGCACAGGGGGUCCCUCCACAGCGCUCCAUCGACAAUCGCAACUGUGAGACGCAUACAGCUAGAUCGAGAUCAGGUGGGGAGGAGUCCGGCCAAGGACCUUGGCAUAAGGGUGGGCUACCACCUCGCCCGCCCAUGUCAAACCACCAGGCAUGGGCCUCCGGUAAUAUAGGUAGAGUGGGACGAGACAGAAAUCACCAGGGUCGAGGGCGAUCUGAAGGGAACUUAGAUUCCUACAUACCAAACUACACCGGUGGGGGCGACCGUCAUUGGGAAAGGGAUCACAGUUCAAGCAACAUGGAUCGACGCGAGCUCACUAGUGAUCAGGCCCACCAAUCUAUGCGGAGGGAUUAUUCGCGAGAGAACUUCUCAAGACGAAGAAGUCGGAGUCCCAACUUUAGAGAAGGCCGUGAUGUGGCCAGGGCAUUCCAUCGCAGAUGACUAAUCUUUCGUACGAAAGGUUAAAUGUACUAUUGUCAAAUCAAUUUGAGAAAUAAUCUUUUUACUAGUCACUUAAGAAGGAUGAGGCCAGGUUACUUAUAAGAUUCAGGGUGGUAGAAAGGAAAUAUCGAAGCAGCGAGAUACCCAAG
Molecule: messenger RNA, 2246 nt
Organism: Aspergillus sclerotioniger CBS 115572
Lineage: Eukaryota; Fungi; Ascomycota; Eurotiomycetes; Eurotiales; Aspergillaceae
Product: CDC2/CDK family serine/threonine-protein kinase
Exons: 8
Coding region: 445-2097 (550 amino acids)
Biological process (GO): protein phosphorylation
Cellular component (GO): nucleus
Molecular function (GO): ATP binding; cyclin-dependent protein serine/threonine kinase activity
Source: RefSeq, a predicted model, not a curated record